Messenger RNA from Wallemia ichthyophaga EXF-994, 1245 nucleotides. RefSeq lists its product as uncharacterized. The record is from RefSeq and is a predicted model, not a curated record. The transcript is spliced from 2 exons. Gene Ontology annotation, biological process: mitotic spindle orientation checkpoint signaling; nuclear migration along microtubule; establishment of spindle localization. The coding region runs from base 1 to 1245 and encodes 414 amino acids. Gene Ontology annotation, cellular component: spindle pole body; mating projection tip; cell cortex. Gene Ontology annotation, molecular function: microtubule binding. NCBI's taxonomy places the organism in Eukaryota, Fungi, Basidiomycota, Wallemiomycetes, Wallemiales, Wallemiaceae.
AUGUCGAUUGAAGGGAGUAAAAGAGAAUUGAUCGAAUUAAAGUUGUUUGAGGUACAAGAACUUCGACACACCGACAGACCUUAUGACUUCAAAUUACAAGAAAUAGAUGAAAUAAUUGAGAGUACUAAUGAAUCUGAUCAAUCUAAUGAAUUUGGUGAUAUAAUCGAUGAAAUAAAUCAACUCAGAUCUCACUCAAAGGAUAAGAAUUGGCAGAUUAUCUACAAAUCUACUUCAAAUCAAGCUAAAUUUAUGAUGAAUAGUUUAGAUAAAUCUUUUAAUUUCGUUGAACAGUUGCUGGAUAAACCAAAUUCACCUCAAUUCGAUGAGAUAUACUCUUCGUUCAAAGUAAAGUGCAAUUACUACAUUCCUUCAAUUCAAAGAGUUUUAAACAUUUUAUCAAAGUCAAUCACUCAAGGUUUCAAUAUCAACGGUGAUUGCCUUAGAGACCACGCUGAUUUACAGCAGAGAUGGAAAACUUUGGACAACAAACUAGAAGAAAUUGACUCAAAAUUGAUUCAAAUAAAACACUCAAACGAUGUUGACAUUUUAAACGAUAAGCUCGCCCUUUUAAACCUUCAAACUCCUUCAAAACCUCAAUCACGUCCUUCUUCUAGAUUGUCUCAUUCACGACCUCCUUCACGUCUCCCUCGUCCUUCAACUCCCUCACGCCCAUACAGCCCCACCCCUUCAAUCCCCUCAAAUUCAUCUACACCCUCACGAAUACCACGUUCUUCUCGCUCCUCUUCCCUUCUUUCGGCUGACAUUGGUCGUGGUAGAAAUCUCCUCACUCCUGAGCCCACUCUUAGAGCAAAUGCGCGUCCUUUUUGGGGCGCUUCUAAUAGCCCCAUUCCACGAUCCAGGAGGGUUGUUAGUGGUAGAUCUUCCAUCCUUAGUAGCAGCACAUCCAGCAAAAAUGAAGAUAGCGGUAAUUACCUCCCCAACUCCAUAGACCCACUAGAUGUUCAAGUAGGUAUAAUUUACAACGAUCAUGGCCUCGGCAUCGGAAUUCAGAGGAUCGAUCCCCCUCUCUCUCGUAGGCCUCGGCCUGAAACUGUCUCAAACAUGCAGGCUCAGUACGCCUUCGAAACUCCGCACAACAGGAAAGUAGUUAACUGUAAGCUACUAGAAGUAAAAGCUACAAGGCGUGCUCAGUUAAACGGAGAAGGCGACAGGAAGAAAGUUAUGGUUAGAGUCGGCGGUGGUUGGAAAGAUCUAUCUCAUUAUCUCAUCGAAAGGCAGCAGUAG